CUCAGGUCAUGAUUUUCAUUUUCUCAUGUUGUUCUCUUGAAGAGAGGAAAUGAUUGUAGUGGAACGUGUUACAAAUAAGCCACUGAUACGGAGCCUUCACAGUUCGGAAACGUUCAUAGAAGAGCAAAUAUAGCCCUUUUUUGUUUGUGUUCUGGAAUCUGUCUCGUUAAAAAGGGAAAUAAAAAUGACGACUUCGUCUAUUAGACGGCAGAUGAAGAACAUUGUGAACAAUUAUUCAGAGGCCGAAAUAAAAGUUCGAGAAGCAACCUCUAACGACCCCUGGGGUCCCUCCAGUUCAUUAAUGACUGAAAUAGCAGAUCUGACGUACAAUGUUGUGGCCUUUUCUGAAAUUAUGAGCAUGAUCUGGAAACGACUGAAUGACCAUGGCAAGAACUGGCGACAUGUAUACAAGGCCCUUACUCUGUUAGAUUACCUGAUUAAAACUGGUUCUGAGAGAGUGGCGCAGCAGUGUAAAGAGAAUAUUUUUGCUAUCCAGACAUUGAAAGAUUUUCAAUAUAUUGAUCGAGAUGGUAAAGACCAAGGCAUCAAUGUGAGGGAGAAAUCCAAGCAGCUGGUGUCUCUUCUGAAGGAUGAUGAGCGACUCAAGACAGAGAGGGCCCAAGCCCUGAAGACCAAAGAACGCAUGGCUCAGGUGGCCACUGGAGUGGGUAGCAAUCAGAUCACCUUCGGCCGAGGCUCCAGUCAGCCAAACCUGUCCACCAGUUACUCGGAGCAAGAAUAUGGAAAGUCUGGAGGAUCCCCAGCAUCUUACCAUGGCUCCUCUACGUCCCCUCGAGUUUCCUCGGAGCUCGAGCAGGCCCGGCCUCAGACAAGUGGAGAAGAGGAGCUCCAACUGCAGCUCGCGCUGGCGAUGAGCCGGGAAGUGGCGGAGCAGGAGGAGCGCCUCAGACGCGGAGAUGAUCUGAGAUUACAGAUGGCUCUGGAGGAGAGUCGCAGAGACACAAUUAAAAUUCCCAAAAAGAAGGAGAUUAGUAAUGCUCUUGAUUAAAGCUGAACUUACUCGUGCCCUCAGCAUACCACUUUGUUGGACCUAAUGGAUGCCCUGCCCUCGUCGGCACCGGCCCCACAGAAAACAGAGCCUUGGGGACCUCCUGCUGUUGCAAACCAAACCGAUCCCUGGGGAGGAUCCACAGUUGCAGCUACUGCCUCUGAUCCAUGGCAAUCAUUUGGUGCCAAACCAGCUGCUUCUGUUGACCCUUGGGCAGCACCAGCAGGAUCCACAGCUCAGUCUCUGUCCAAAAAUGUUGACCCUUGGGCUCCUGCUCAGCCAUCUUCUACUGCAGCAAAAUCUUCUGUGGAUCCUUGGGGACCAGCACCUGCAAACAAACCUCUUUCUACUUCUGGAAGUACAUCUUUUGACCUCUUCAGUAAUUUGAAUGGUACAGUUAAAGAUGAUUUUUCAGAAUUUGACACACUUCGAACUUCCAAAAAGCCAGCUGAAUCAGGUUCCACUUUGCCAUCUCAGCAUAGCGGUACCACAAGUCCUGAUCUCUUUGAUUCCCAGCACUCGAGCGUGACAUCAGGCAAACAAAGUGCAGCUCGGAAAACCCCUGAGUCUUUUUUGGGCCCCAAUGCUGCUUUGGUGAACCUGGAUUCACUGGUGUCUAAGCCGCCGCAACCUGUUACUUCACUGAAUCCGUUCUUGGCACCAGGCGCUGCUACAGCACCAGCUCCAAUCAACCCCUUCCAAGUGAAUCAGCCUCAGCCACUCACUCUGAAUCAGAUGAGAGCGAGUCCUGUGAUGGGAACCAGCCCUUCUUUCAGUGCUGUGCCACCGAUAAGCAUGGAGCCAAUACCUCUGUCUUCCAUGGCCCCAGUGCCUGUGGGAAUGGCACCGAUACCAGCUAUGGGCACUAUAACAAGGAUGGGCCAGGGGCUGAACAUGAGCAUUGCAGGAUCCAUGGCCCAACCUCUUCACAGUACAGGAAUCCCGCCAUCAGCAUCCCAGUCUACAAAUACAACUAACCCUUUUCUCCUAUAAAGACCCAAUUAAAGGAACUUUCUUUUAA
Cariama cristata (Red-legged seriema) is the source of this 2030-nucleotide messenger RNA. RefSeq names its product epsin 2 (gene EPN2). Gene Ontology annotation, biological process: endocytosis. The record is from RefSeq and is a predicted model, not a curated record. The transcript is spliced from 9 exons. Gene Ontology annotation, cellular component: endosome; clathrin vesicle coat; plasma membrane. Lineage: Eukaryota; Metazoa; Chordata; Aves; Cariamiformes; Cariamidae. Gene Ontology annotation, molecular function: phospholipid binding; clathrin binding.